This is a messenger RNA of Orbicella faveolata, 872 nucleotides long. RefSeq names its product COX assembly mitochondrial protein 2 homolog. Gene Ontology annotation, cellular component: mitochondrion. NCBI's taxonomy places the organism in Eukaryota, Metazoa, Cnidaria, Anthozoa, Scleractinia, Merulinidae. The record is from RefSeq and is a predicted model, not a curated record.
UUCCAAUUACUCGCCUGGGCCUGGUUGCUAAGCGCACUUGACCAUUUGAACAAGAUCAAGGCAAAUAAUAAUCACAAGCUUUCGGAGACGAUUUUUAGAAAGUUAUGCAUCCCUCUUUAGCUCCUCAUCUUCAUAGCGAGUGCCUAGAAGUUAUAGAACAACUACAUCGUUGUCAUCAGGAGCACCCCUUUCGAAAGUUUGUAGGAAAAUGUAACGACUUAAAGCGGGCCUUGAACGCUUGUCUAAAAGAAGAGAAUUUGAGGAAAAGAAGAAGAAACUUAGAAGAGGCAAGGAAGAGAGAAAAGGCUGUUAGAAACCCUUAUUCAGAAUAAUGGCUGUGAAGAAUGAAUAUGUGAUCUUAAGACUGAUCGAAUGUCCUUAAAAUUAACAGCUUUGUGUAGUCACAGGUUGUUUGGCUGUUUGAAUGAGGGUACAUGGACCUCUGUGGAUGGCCAGGUUUGGCUAACUAGAAUUGUCAAGUCUGACACAAAAAUCUGCAAGUUUUGUUAUGCGUAACAUUUCUUUUUACCUCAACUGUCAUUUCAGAAAUAAUCAUUCGUGAGUUGGUUCUGUUUAUAACAUAUAUGCUGUACUAUCCAAGCUAGGCAGUGUGCUAUGUAAUGUAUCAGUGUUUAUUAGGCUAACCAGAGUGUUAUUUAGGCUAAGUGAAGUGGUUUUAAGGGCCUGUUUACAAGAAGAGAGGGUUACCCUAGCAAGCUGGUCACCCUAGCACUCACACAUUUCCUCUUUUUUUCUUUGCCGUCUUUACAAGGCAGCUGGGGUUACCAGGGUAGGUGGGUUACCCUAUCUGCGUGCUAGGGUUACCCAGGCAGACAAGUUAACUUUUUCCCUUGUAAACACUCCAGGUAGGG